CGGUUUUCGAUCGUCGAUGUUUUGUGAUAAAAUUAAUUUUAUGAAACUUUUAUGAAAACAGUGUAUAUUUCCAAUUAUGUCAAUUUUUAAUGAGCUUCUAUUACCAAAAGUCCUUGAAAUACAAAAGACAUAUGAGACUAAAUUUCAUGACGAGCUUAAGGCGGCACUCGAAAGUUUUGAUAAGUUUGAAGAGGAGUUUCAAAAAGGGAGGGCGACAAUUCGUGAAAGGACGCUAAAAGACAAAAAUGCCCUGACAACUCUUCAGAGUAUUACUGAGGAUGAAGAUGAUAAACCUAAAGCUACUGAUAAGCCUAAAACUAGUGACGAAAAUAGCUCCACGGAGAGUGGGAAAGAGAAUAGAGGAUCUAAAAAACGGAGUAAAAAUGAAGUGGAUGAUAUGUUAAGUCCUGAACAAGAUAAACGGAUUAAAAGGAAUGCAUCUGUUAAAGCGCAGAGUAUUAUAAGUAAACAAAAUAAUGAGGAAAGUGUCAUUAUUGUUUCUUCCCAGGUAAAUGUUAACUUAAAUCAAAAAUUACGCCGUGAGAAUUCUACUGAAAAAAAGAGUCGUCGUCCUAAAGAUGAUGAAAAAGAGAAUGAUGAACCAAUACCUGCUGUGCAGAUUAAACAAGAGAAGAUAUCCAUCCCACCUGAGCCAGAGCCAAUGGAGAUGGAAGCAUUGCCAGAGAACAUUCCAAUCAAACAGGAGCCAAGUCAUGAUGACCUUGCCAUGCCGCCACCUGCUAUUCCCAUCCCAAAGUCACGCAAAGGAGCGCAAAAGAAGCAGUCUGAAGAGGACGAAGGGGAAACUAAAAGACGUAGCGCUCGCUCAAAGAAACAGACGGAUGAACCUAUACGUGCUUCAACGCGUUCAACCCGAGCGAGUUCGAGAGCCACGAAGAAAGGUGAAGAAAUGGAUGCGCCCCCCGCUGAAAUACGGCCUAAGAGGACUAGAGCUAAAAAAGUGAAAACCGAAGUAUCUGAGGACGAAAAGGAAAGCCAAAAUAUAGAAGACAGUUCCGUAGCAUCACCAGCAGAUAAACGUCCAAAGAGAACGAAACGCGGACGAAAAGCAUCAGACAAGCAAGAACCACCUCAAGUGAUUGAUCAUGCACCAGAAAUAAUUUCCCCCGAAGAAAAAAGAGUAUCAAUUCCAGACACUACAACAGAUUCACCUAUCUUACAAAAAUCUAUAACAAACAAAAAACAUGAACAAUUCAAAAGUACUAAUAUGGAUAAACCGAAAAAUGGAAUUAUCAAACCGAAUGGUCUUGUUGUAGAAAAUGGAAUCAGUACAGGAUUUGAUGGAUUGGAAAUAUGUGAUGGAAUCAAUGAAACAUAUGUAACUUCGAGCAAAACAUUGGAUGAAACAAGGGUUCUUGAUACAUUUAACUCGACAGUUACUUUAUCUAAAGAUUGUGAUAAAGAUGUUGUUUUGCCAAAUCAAGAUAGUCAUGCAGAAACUUUCAAAGCUAAGAUGAACGAAACGGUAGUAAUUGAAGAAGACAACACAAACAAACAAGUUAUGGACGCCACCGUCGUCUUGGAUAAAGAUCCGAAGCCUACACAUACUACAAAUGUAACCGACGACAAUUCAUUGAUGACUGACGACGAUUCUAUAGAAGAGAGGACUCCGCCCCACAAGCCGACCCCACAGCCCACGUCGGCCGUUAAAGAAAAAGUGCAACAAUUUGAAGAAAUGGCAUCUCGCGUUACUAGGACGAAGACACGGGCGUUGGCCAAGAAGGAGGAGUCCACAGAGAAUCAAACCCCGCCUGAUAGUAAAAUACCUUCUGCUGUUGCUUCUGAUACUCUCACCAAAAUGAACAAUUUGAUAUUCAAGUCAAAGGUGCCACAGUUGAGCCACUCUGCCUCGAAACAGACGGCAAAUAGUUCUCUUUUAAAAUCUCAAAUCCCUACGUCCACAUCCAAAUUAAGCGGAAUUAAUAGAGCACGGGAAGCCGCAGAAGAACAAAAGAGGGAGAAAGAAGAUGCCAGAAGGAAAAAGGAAGCACUUUUGGAGGCCAAGAGGGAGAUGCAUAAGAGAAAAAGGGAAGAAAAGAUGGCGGCCGCGGCUGCAGCUCGUGAGGCAUCGGAAAGAGAAAGAAGAGCUGCGUUGGCUGCAGCAGCUAAGGAGAAGCAGGAGAAGCAGUUGCAUGCUGACGUGAGCAAACAAGAGAGGCUGAAGGAGAUUGAAAAGAGAAAGCUAGAAUAUGCGCGUAAAGUAGCAGAGACAGAAGAGAGGCGGCGCGCAGAAGAGAUUGCGAGACAAAAGAAGCUUGAAGAAGAACAGAAAAGGGCAGACGAGAGAAGGAAACAAUUAGAGGAAGCCGAUUUAGAUAAAAGAGAAGCUGUGCUUAUGAAACGCGAAAUGGACAGAAAGAACAAAGAGUAUCAGGAAAGGUUAAAAAUGAAACAGAAAUUGGAAAAUGAAAAAAUGCCAUCACCGCAGAAGUAUCGACCAGAGCCAGUAUAUAUGGAAGGCGGGUUCCAGUACCUCAACUCUGAUGAGGAAGCUGAACCUGUACGCAGACCAGAUCCUGACUGGUCUACAUCUAAGAAUCGUCACCGCCAAGCGUGCAUUCAAGACCAUUUGCAGACAUCAGACAUAGACAAGCUAUUCUCAGUCCGUGAACAGACAGCAGAUCUUAGAGAAAUAUUCCCGACCAUAGAACGUUCCAGACUUAAGAGGACAUCUUCGGCAGUUUGGAGGACACCACCAAGACUACCUGCCGUAACCGAAUGAAGAUUUCAGUCUGGUGUCUGAUGGAGAAAGUCGCAGGCGGCGAAUGUAUAUAGCUAUUAAUUUACACUAAUGUGUCCUUUAUAAUAUGUAAUGAAUUUGAGUGCAUAUUUAAUAGCUUAAAUGCAGAUUUUUAUUAGUUUUUUAAUUCUUGAUACAAACUUUAGAUAAUUUGAAGACAUUUUUGAAUCACACCACCGAAAAAAACUUUGUAAUGGUUAAACAUUACGAAAUUACAAUUGUUUUCAAAUUCAAUUAAGUAUUUUAAUAUUCAAGUUAGGCUAAUUAUCACUUAUACUCGUUUUUAAGAUUUUUUUAGUUCAUUUUAUUGGUCUCAUACACAACAGGUGAACGACAUUGACUAAUAAUCAUAGCUUUCAUGACCUGCUUCAGUAUUCUGUAAGUUCCAAUAGCGAAAGCGGUUCCGACCGCGUCGUUGUUACCAAUUUCGAUACUAAUAUCCAUAGGGCUUGAUUGAGCGAUACAAAAACUGAAUAUUUAAUUCGCGAUCGCUAUCGCUAUCGCUAUUGAAAGUUAACCUAUAAAUUAUGAAGUCUUAAACACCAAAUAAUAAACUCUUGCAUUCGUAACAUUUAAUGUUAUUAAAUUUUAGAUUAAUUUUAUUUUUGCCGGUUAUGUUCAAGUUUAAAGCAAGACGUCACACACGCCAUUUUGUAUUGUAUUUGUAUGGAAUAAAAAUUAUGUAAUUCUUAUCUCUUCUAGCAAUAAUAGUUUAUAAUUUAUUUUAUAUGUUUAAAAUAGUUCGAGAUUUUUUUUAUUGACAAAAUAAAAAAAAAUGUUGUGUGGACAUGUUCAUUUGUUUAAAAUAAUUUUUAAAUUAAGACUGCUUAUGUAAUAUCAUGAUUGAUUGUUAGAAUAAAUAGUUAUUGUGA
Molecule: messenger RNA, 3633 nt
Organism: Pieris rapae (cabbage white)
Lineage: Eukaryota; Metazoa; Arthropoda; Insecta; Lepidoptera; Pieridae
Gene: Incenp
Product: caldesmon
Exons: 22
Coding region: 77-2743 (888 amino acids)
Source: RefSeq, a predicted model, not a curated record